CCUUGCCUCUAAACGGAAACAUAACUCUGAACAUUCUGUAACUUUUUGUUCACAUGCUUAACGGAGCUGGCAGGACAGAGAUCCUCCAUGUGGAUGUCUUGGAAAAGAUUUCUUCGCCAAGAGAAACAGAUGUUUUACCCAGAAAGGCUCUACGGCAUAAUAGCUCAGACUGAGGGUACUGGACCCAACUGGCCCGGGAAAGGGAAGCGAGCCAAACGCAAGGGUCGCGCAAAGAAGCAGAAGAAGGCCGAAGUGGACAUCCUCAGCCCCGCGGCCAUGCUGAACCUGCACUACAUCGCCCACAACGCCGCGCACUGCCUGUUCCUGCGGGGCUUCCGCUGGCCGGGGGCCCCCAAGACCAAGAAAGGGAAAAAGGCCUAAAGCCGCAGCAUCCCGAGCCGAGCCGGGUCU
This is a messenger RNA of Sorex fumeus (smoky shrew), 411 nucleotides long. RefSeq names its product small lysine rich protein 1 (gene SMKR1). The coding region runs from base 88 to 381 and encodes 97 amino acids. NCBI's taxonomy places the organism in Eukaryota, Metazoa, Chordata, Mammalia, Eulipotyphla, Soricidae. The transcript has 2 exons. The record is from RefSeq and is a predicted model, not a curated record.